Molecule: messenger RNA, 4416 nt
Organism: Zasmidium cellare ATCC 36951
Lineage: Eukaryota; Fungi; Ascomycota; Dothideomycetes; Mycosphaerellales; Mycosphaerellaceae
Product: glycoside hydrolase family 18 protein
Exons: 11
Coding region: 1-4416 (1471 amino acids)
Biological process (GO): carbohydrate metabolic process
Molecular function (GO): hydrolase activity, hydrolyzing O-glycosyl compounds; chitin binding
Source: RefSeq, a predicted model, not a curated record
AUGGGGUCCAAUUCAAACAAUGCUAUCCUAACGGCCGGGCUUCUUGCCCUGGCCUUGGCAGGUCAAUCUGCCGCCGCUCGUGUGAGCACACCUAACUUGCGACUGGCAGUUGGCCCCAGCUACAAGAACCGUGUCGUUUGUCCAGCGGCCUGUUACCAGUCUGGAGCAGUCUCAGGAAACUGGUCACUCUAUCACAACCUUGCUCAGAUCGGUUCCUGCGACGAGCCAGUUUGGUAUGACUUCACCCUGCUUGAUCCCGUCGACGACCCAGAUCAGCUCCACCGUAUCUAUGCCUGUACCAACUCUGGAAAUGACUGGGCUCUUACCCAAGCCAACAAGACUGCCAGCCCUGGGUCUUCUGCCAACAAGACUACAGUCAGCUAUGAGUAUGGCUACUGGCCUGAUGCGAAUGGCACAUCGGUCGCGGCUGGCUUGACCACUCUCUCCCAGCAAUUGCAACAAUACCUCGGUCAAGGCUUUGCUUCGUCCAACCGAACUACUCUUGCUUUUGCUUCCGCCGGCAGCGCCUCGUUGGGCUUGUACAUCGGAAAGAAUCUGGACAGCAAAGUCAUCGGCACUUCUGCAAUCUCCUACCUGUACAAUGCUACCACAUCAACGAGCUUCAACAACAGCGCUGCGCUGGCCAUGCAGUACUGUGAAAAGAACCUUACUGCUGACAACAUCUUCGGCUUGUUCGUCACUGGCAACAGCUCGUUCGCCGCCGUCCAGGAGGCUCUCUCUUCUUGGUCCAAUGCAACUUGUUUGGAGAUUCCAGAGACGAACAACUAUACUGCUCCGAUCGUGUUCGACACACCGAUGAUCCGUCCUACGAACGCUACCAGCAACUCGACGGGUAAUGCAAACUCGACCAUCAGUGCGAACUCGACCAGCAGUGCUACUAUCGAGCGUCGAGGCGACUGCUCUACCGUUCAAGUCGUAUCUGGGGACAGCUGUGGAAGCUUGGCCCAGAAGUGUGGCAUCUCGGGCGCCGAUUUCACCAAAUACAAUCCCGGCUCGAACUUCUGCGCCAACUUGAAGCCAUAUGAGCACGUCUGCUGUUCCGCCGGUACCUUGCCCAACUUCGCUCCCAAGCCCAACUCCGAUGGUUCUUGCCACUCAUACACCGUGGUGGCCAACGACAACUGUGCAAAUCUUGGUGCCGAAUAUAGCCUCACCAAUGACGAUAUCGAGUCAUUCAACAAGGACACUUGGGCCUGGAACGGCUGCAACCUGCUCUUCGUUGGUACCGUCAUUUGCUUAAGCAAAGGCACUCCACCUAUGCCAGCAGCAUUGUCCAACGCCGUUUGUGGGCCGCAAAAGCCGGGCACCAAGACUCCUCCUGCGGGAACGGACAUCUCCAAGCUUAACCCUUGUCCCCUGAACGCUUGUUGCGACGUCUGGGGGCAAUGUGGGGUCACGGACACUUUCUGUACUAAUAGCUCGACGGGUGCUCCAGGCACAGCCAAGCCUGGGACCAACGGCUGCAUCUCCAACUGCGGUACCAACAUCGUGCGCAGCAGCCCGCCAUCGGAGUAUCGUAACAUCGCCUUCUUUGAGGGAUACAACUUGGGAAGAUCUUGCCUCUACCAGGACGCUUCCCAGAUCGACACAUCGUUCUACUCCCAUGUCUUCUACUCCUUCGGUGUCCUCGAUACGAGCUACAACGUUCAGCUAGGAGACACUGAGAGUGCCUUCGAAUUCAAGCGAUUCCAGGACAUCAGUGGAGCGAAGAAGGUUCUGUCUAUUGGUGGAUGGGCUUUCUCCACCGAUCCAAGCACUUACAUGAUUUUCCGCAACGGUGUCACAGCAGGAAACCGCCAGACAAUGGCUAAUAACAUUGCCAGCUUCGUCAAGUCGAACGGCCUCGACGGCAUCAACAUUGAUUGGGAAUAUCCUGGAGCACCUGAUAUUCCCGGAAUCCCCGCCGCUAGCACCGAUGAUGGCGACAACUACUUGCAAUUUUUGAAGGCUUUGAGAACUCUGCUUCCUGACUCAGAGCUCUCCGUCGCAGCGCCCGCGUCGUACUGGUACCUGAAAGGAUUCCCGAUCAAGGAGAUGAGCGAAGUACUCGACUACGUUAUUUACAUGACGUACGAUUUGCAUGGUCAGUGGGAUGCGAACAACCAGUGGUCACAAGAAGGAUGCCCCUCAGGCUCUUGUCUGCGUAGCGAUGUCAAUCUCACUGAAACCAUCGGUUCUUUGGUCAUGGUGACCAAGGCAGGUGUUCCAUCGAACAAGGUCAUCGUUGGAGUCACUAGCUAUGGCAGAUCAUUCGCCAUGAGUGAGGCUGGAUGCUAUGGUCCGCAGUGCACGUAUCUCGGAAGUGCAGGCGCAUCACAGGCAACCCCUGGAGAGUGCACCAACACCGCCGGAUACAUCUCCAACGCCGAGAUCAAUGCCAUUGUUGCCAACUCCAGUCGUGUACAACAGCACUUCGUCGAUACGUCAAGCCACAGCAACAUCCUUGUCUACGACAAUACUCAGUGGGUGGGAUACAUGGACGACGAUGUCAAAGCCAGCCGCACGAAUACCUACAAGGGACUUGCCAUGGGCGGUGUUACGGACUGGGCUUCGGAUCUGCAGAAGUACAAUGAACCCCCAGCGCGUUCGAAGUCCUGGACCAUGUUCUUGGCACGUGUCAAAGCAGGUCAAGAUCCUUCAGACAUUGGCGGCCGGAACGGCAAUUGGACCAAGAUCUCUUGUGAAUCUCCACUAAUCACCGACGAGAGGCACUACUCCAGCCAGGAUCGUUGGAAUGACUUGGAUUGUGUUGAUGCCUGGAGUGACGGGCUCAACGCAUGGAAGUACGACCAGGCCAACGACAAAUACGACUUCAGUCAAUCCAUGGCAGACACAUAUAACGUUCCAGCCGGCGAAUGCGGUCAAAUUGCAUCAAGCCAAUGCAACUUACAGGAGUGUAAUCAAGACGAUGGGAGUGGGCCUGGUGGUAUGUACUCCAACUACUGGAAGGCGCUGGACGGCGCUGCGGGGACAACAUUCUCUGCCUCCCUUCCAAGCUUCGAGACAACAUUUGCACCAGUUCCACCGCCGAAGGAAACACCUCUGUGGGAAGAAAUCUUGAUUGCUAUUGUCACUCUAGGCGCCUCCCUCAUUGCCGCGCCGUUCUUCAACUCAAUAUUCAAAACCUUACCAGCGUUUGUUGGCAACGGCAACACUCUGGGUGUAUUCAAAGAUACCACUAGUGCGCUCAUCACUUUUGGAAGCAACAUCGCUAAGGACACAGUCACUCCUGGUCAUCAGGACUCGUGGACGCCUGAAGACCAAAACGACUUUUCUGCCUAUUUGGGCCAAGUCGUCCAAGGAUGGAAGGCGGCAACGUCAAACACGCUUAAAGCCAUGUUCAACGGAGACGACGACUCUAUUAAGAUCCUGUCAACUCUUAUCCAGAACGGAAACUUCAUGCCAGGUGAUGGAGGCAAACCGGACCUGACUCCAAACGAUGAGACUAUCGACGAUCUUUCCAACGCAAUCCUCAAAGGGUUCUACGCUUUUGCAAUCCCAUCCGUGUGGACCGCUGCUGGUUAUGCGCCGUUUGUCUUGACAAACAACGAAGCCUGCGAUUACCUGCCGCCGCCUGAUGACUGUGGGCCGUCUAGUGGAUGCACGGGAAGCAGUGACCCAAUCUACAACUACUUGACCAACGAGGGAGCCAUCGCAAACGCUUGUUACGAACCCACGAACACAUUAUACUACCUGGUGUAUCCCCCAGACAGUGGCGACAAGUUUGACGCACUCCAUGGUUCCGAUGCUCUGGCCCAAGAUCAGAACAGGACGACGCCAUGGGGAGGCGUGACGGUCGAGGACCUCAUCUUGGGAUCACUCAACACAUGGGCUCAGAAUGGAAUGCAGAACGGUGGACAAACUGCCGAUCCAUCAAAUUCAGGGACACUGUCAGAUCUCGAGAACAUGGACAUCCAAACGCCCGGCUACGUUCGACUGCCUGUGUGUACGGCCGCCACCGCCAAGGCUGCCUGGUCCAACCCAUCACGAGUCGACAAGACUGAUCCAAACUACCCCUGUGUACCCCUCCAGGGUAUCACGGACUGCGAUUCUUACCGCUACACCGACGCAACGAGUGAUGCAUCCCCUCUGAUCUCAGAUUGCCAGGACAUCAUCAACAACAUUCAGGGCACCGACGGCGAAUGGACGACUACGCUGAGCAGAACCAGGCAGUUGGUCUCGGCAGGCACAUGUGCCCUUUCCGUCGAAGAGGAUACUGGUGACGACAACGGCAACGGUUCUUACAAGGUCGGCGCCCAGGACAUCAUCACCCUGAUCAGCAAUUCGAUCAAGAUGUACGGGUCGAACGGCAAGGUGGGCGCUUCGGGUACCUUCGAGUGCAACGGCAACAUCAAGAAGCAGCCACACUUGAAGUGGUACUUGUACCAUACAUAG